Messenger RNA from Papaver somniferum (opium poppy), 1215 nucleotides. RefSeq lists its product as uncharacterized. The record is from RefSeq and is a predicted model, not a curated record. The transcript has a single exon. NCBI's taxonomy places the organism in Eukaryota, Viridiplantae, Streptophyta, Magnoliopsida, Ranunculales, Papaveraceae. The coding region runs from base 1 to 1215 and encodes 404 amino acids.
AUGACUAGUAGUAGGCCAGUUAACGUCAACAAUGAUAUGCACGCUGAAUUUGAAAUGGGAACUCCCACUGAUGCUCCAGACGAAGAUUUUGGAAUGGGAACUCCCACUGAUGCUCCAGACACUAUAGAUAUGAUGCAGGCUGCAGAAGAGUUCGCAGAUGACCCUAUAAAGUUUAAAAAGUUACUUGAAGAUGCUGAAAAGCCCUUAUACGAAGGAUGUCCCAACUUCACAAAGUUGUCUGCAAUUGUGCAGUUGUUUAAGUUGAAGAGUAAGCACGGUGCAUCGGACAUGUUUUUUAAUGAAUUGUUACCCUUGUUAAAGGACAUGCUUCCCAAAGAAGGUAAUUUAAUGGCGAGGAGUACAUAUCAGGCAAAGAAAAUAUUGAAAGCAAUGGGUUCAGGGUACACAAAGAUACAUGCAUGUAUCAACAACUGCAUUCUUUAUUGGAAUGAGUACAAGGAUGAAAAAGUGUGUCCUACUUGUAAAGCAUCCAGAUGGAAAGUUGACAGGGAAUGUAAAGUUUACAAGAAUGUUCCAGAAAAGGUAUUGUGGUACUUCGACAUCAUCCCAAUAUUUCAGCGGCUGUUUCAAUCGAAGACCACAACAGAAGAUUUGAUAUGGCACGAUACCACUAGAAACAAAGACGGUGCUUUACGUCAUCCGGCAGACUCACAUGCUUGGAGAGAGAUAGAUAAGAAUUUCCCAGAAAUUAAAGGUGAUCCAAGAAAUCUGCGGUUAGCUGUUUCGGCUGAUGGAGUUGAUGUAAACAGAGGCACCAAACAUCACAGUGUAUGGCCAGUUUUGGUUGUGAUUUACAACCUUCCACCGGGGCUAUGUAUGAAGAGAAAGUUCAUCAUGUUGUCGUUACUUAUAGAUGGUGCGCCAGGAAACAACAUCGAUGUCUUUUUAGAACCUCUUGUUAAAGAUUUUCAAUUCUUAUUUGAGAAGGGAAAGAGAACAUGGGAUGCAUAUGCCCAAGAAAUGUUUACUCUACGUGCAGUUGUUUUGUGGACGAUAAACGAUUAUCCUGCUCUUGGUACACUAUGUGGUUGUCGCUACGCUGGAUAUCAUAGUUGUGUGGUGUGUCGGAAAAAAACGCACAAUAUUAGGCUUCAUGACUCAAACAAGAAUGUUUAUGUUGGUUAUAGAAGAUUUUUACCCUAUGAGCAUCCGUUCAGAAGGAAGAAGGGGGCAUUUGGCGGAAAACAAGAGUGA